ACAAUCUUUUGCGGGGAGAGGGGACUGGCGGCUGCUCUAUUUUUCUUCCUCCAAAAUGCUGCUUCAAUGAAACUGCCGGGAGAUUCCAUUGUCAGGGUGGCACAAGAGAAGAGAGAGGCAAGGGGGAAUUGUGCUUUUUGCUCCGUUCUCUUCCUACCCCAUCAGCAGAGCUCAUCAGGUCUCCUCCACUGGCAUGCCCUUCCUACCUAGGAAUACUAUGUCACAUUACUCCACAAAUUUCCUAUUACUUCCCAUCCCUGAACAUCCUGUCCAGGACUGCGCAGCCAGCAAAGUCAUCAAGCUCGUUGUGUUGGGUGGCAGCGGCGUUGGCAAAACGGGUAAGUCUUCAGAAGUUGCUGUGGAGGCAGCCUGGUCUUUUCUUUCUCCCCCCCCCCCUCCCUCCCUCCCUCUCCUCUCUCCACAUCUGCCAUCUGAUUUUAUGUUAAUAUUUGAUGGAAAUAAUGAUCCGAGCCCAUGUUUAUCUUGCAAAAUGUAAAGGUUAACCAGAUCUGAUUCCCACCCCCACCCCCAUGCCGCUAUGAAAUAUAAUGCCUGGAGAUUUUCAAGCAGAUGAAUUGAGGAGGGGGGAGGUCAAGGUUUGUUGGCAUUGGUCUACACUAGCAAAUUUUGUAUUAUGUUGCACGGGGUUUCACCGGAAGCUUAUCAAGGUUUCAUCAAUGAGAGGAUCCAUCAUGGUAGAGAAACUUUCUUGAAAGAGGGCUGGGCUACUGCUGCCAGGCUUUCCCUGCAGCAUGGAGUUUGGGGUGUUCUAGAUUACUCUGUCAGUUCACAUCGUGAGCCUAGGGUCCGCUGGGAGGGUCCUUGGGCAAGACAUCUUCCAGGGGCCCCUCUCCUUCCUGACACCAUUCCUUCACUGUAGCAGUGUUAGUGGGCCCCCUUCCUGCAGAGUGUAGAUGCCCAACUGUGCUGACUUGUGAUACCAGCCCCAAGUGAGAUGCAGCUGGUCUGGCUCCUCCAGUGUUUUGCAUGAAAUGAAUGUAUGGAAGAGGGAGAGGAAGCUGUCUUAUACCGGGUCAGACUAGUUGCCCAUCUAGCCCAAUACAGUCAGCAGCUCUCAAGGGUGUCACCUGGUGGAAGGUUUUCUCCAUCACCUGCUUUAAAGAGGAGAUGCCAGGACUUGAACCUGGGACCCUCUAGCAUGUGCUCUACUGUUGCAAUGCAUUCCUAGUUGAAUAUAUGGCCCCCUUGCUCAGAGUGAGAACUAGCGAUCUUUUGCUCCACAAGUAAAGGCACUUACCCACCACUGGGGAUGGGCAGAAAUUAGAUUCACUUCACAUUUAAGGGUGAACCUAUAUAAUUUGCACUUUCUGGAACAAGAGACCUUAAACACAGCCACCCUUCAAAAUUUGCUUUUCUCUAAAUUUUACAGUGCGGUUCUCCAUCCAAGCAGUGGGUACAAAAAUGCAUAUAGUUGGGUAAAGCAUGCAUAAAAAUGCAUAUAUUAGUAAAAAAAAUCAUACAAAAAUAUAUUAAGGGAAAUUUACUGGGGAAAUGUGUAAUAGACAGAUACAAGUGUGUCUAUUAGAAGAGAUUCACAUUAAAAAGCAACAAACAAACAAACAAAUGUGACUUAAAACCAGAACAUGGUGUGGAACUGUAAGAACGGGAAAAAUGAGAAAAUCUGAAAUGGACUUACCUGACCAUCCCUACCUACCACCAAUAAGCCACCCACCCUUGAAUAGGCCCUGAAAUGCUCUGCAAUACGCUGGGAUUUCUGUACAGAGGAGUGAAAGCAGGAAAAGCCCCCCCACUCCACCCCGCUGCUCCCAUGAAUUUGGAAUGCUAUUUGAUUGGCUAUCUGAAAGCAGAACUGGGUGCCAAGUGCCUCAGUUAUUAAACUGUGCUUUGGACCCUGCCCCGCAAAACAGGAAAGAGAGUGCAGGAUGGACACCCUCCAGAGGGUCAUGAGCCGGGCAUUGGGGAAUGACGUUCUGUUGGUGGAAGACAAGGAGCUAUUGGGAAUCUGCUCUCAAAUCCAACAGGAGAUGCAUGAAACACUUUUCAGAGAGUGGGUUGCCUGGGAAGACAGUAGGGGAGGCAUGAAAAGAGCAAACAAAAAUUAUUAUGGCUGGAGCAAUUCUGCAGGGCUCUUAUGUCCUUAUGGUAUAGCAGUCAUAUUACAAUAAUAUUUCAUAUCCAUGGAUUCUCCCAUGUGGUGGAGGGGUGCUCUUCAGGUCUGCCACAGGACCCUUACUCAUUGCAGACAAUUCAGGGAGACACCCUAGGUUGUUGCUGCACAAGUCAUUGGGCCUCAUCUUCUGCCUGAAAACCACUGAAGAUGGAAUUAUACUUUACCCUAGCAAAGGUGAGCUCCCAAACCUACAUUGACCGUGACAUUGCCAACUUGGUGCCCUUCAGAAGUUUUGGGCUGCAACUCCCAUUCACCCUACGGAGCAUGCCUGUUGUUUGCAAAAUUCCGCCUUCACCAGCCUGGUUCCUUCUUGAGGUUUGUUUUUCAGUUCUGGCUGAUAUGGAGUUGGUGUACAAAACAAAAGACAGUGUUAGGGAGUGCUGUGUUUGGGUGGCAGCAUUGAGUAGUUCCACCUUUAGCUAGCUCACUGCAUAAAAAGGUUGCAUAAAAACGGUGGGUAUCUUCUGUUGCUUUUCCGUCCUGCAGUAAGCAAUAGAUGUGAAGUGUGUGUGCAUGUCACAUGGUUCAUUUCCUCAUAAUAAUAAGUUGGGUUGAAAGGCGCUAUGGGAAUUCCACUUAAUAUAAGGGAGACAGCGGUGGAAAACUUAGUGUCCCAGACUCCCAAAUGCAGGGACGUGAGAAAGCCAUGAAAAAGACGAUAAAUGUGAAUGUGAAAACAAAUAGAUGGGAGUUUUAUAGCAGACAUAUAGCCUUAAAAGCAGCUAACAGAAUGAUGUCCUUGGCUGCCAGCCUGUUUACAUGUCUAUGAGAGUAACUCCCGUUGAACUUAUGAGUGGGUUUGUAUUACAAUGCAUAUGGGUUAGUUUUGUAAGCAUGUGCUCUGUUUUGAAUACAGUUAAGCUUAAAUCUGAAAGUUCACACUGUGAUUGCUGUUUCCUUUGUAGAUUAAUUAUGUGACUUUUCGUCUGGGUUAAUAUAUCCAUUUCCAUGCUACACUCUGUAAAUACACUUAGGGACUUAGGCUGUCUCUCUAGAAGAACUUCACGGGGGAGAGGGGGGAAUCAGAAAGAGGGACUAAUACUUCACGAACAAUUCCCCUCAGUUGUGAAUGGCUUAAUCUGCUGCAUACCUGUAAUGCAGUCACCAGGCCAAGCCAAAUUGUUAGCCACAAAUAAUUUAUUACGUGUGCUACAUGGAAAUUGUACUAAUGGGGGCAGGAGAUGAUGGCCUAAGAGUCAUCAUCAUUUUUCUGUGACAAUAUAUGGAACCCUGAAGAGUUUGGGGUAUUACUUUUCAAGUUUCUAGCUCUCGUGAUAUUGGCAGCAUCUUAGAAAAUGUGUUUGCAGCGAGUGUUAAGAAAACCAGAGACAAAUACUGUGAUUUUUAAAGAGUCAUGUCAAAUAUUUUUGAAGGCCACUUCACACAUUAAGCAUUUUUAGGGGUUACCCUUGAAAGCAUAAUUGCUAUCCUGAGUGAGACCAUCAAGCUCAAUAUCACCUACACUGACUGGCAGUGAUUCUCCAAGGUUUCAGAAAGUCACAGGGGCCUCUCACAGCAGUUCCUGAAUAUAGGCAGUGACCAUUUUGUGUACGUUCGAUUGAUGCAUGGCUGCCAACACGUGGGCCGCUUUGGGCUUCAGGGGCAGGGCAGGGCAGGCUUAUAUGCAACCGCUGAUGCGCUUAAUGACCUGGAAGUCACCCUCUACACAAACAGAGAGUUGCCUGCAUGCUCUUUCUGGGACCUUUUGCAUGCAAAACAUGUGCUCUACCGUUAAACUAUGGCCUUCCCAACAAAGGAAGCUUUUCUUAUACUAGGCCAGAAUAUUGGCUUAUGUAGCUCAGUACUGUCUAAAUUGCCUCUAAGGUUUCAGGCAGGCGUCUUUCCUACCUGGAGAUGCUAGAGUUUGAACCUUUUGCAUGGAAAGCAGAACUACAUCUCUUCCCUGAACAUGACCAAGACAUUCGCAAAUGCAAAUGUUACUCAAAAACACACAUAGGUGUGUCUGAGUAGUAUUCCCAUUUGAUUGCAAACCUGUUGGGAAACCAAGGUUUGCUGCUGUGUAAUGCAUGAAAUGGCCCUGGGAGACCCAAUGCAGUUUUGUUUUGGGGCAGACACUUUGAGAAUGAGAAUGUUAACUUAUUUAUUAGUAGUAUUGUUUAUUAAAUUUGUAUACUGCCCUAUACUAGUAGAUCUCAGAGCAGUUCACAACAUAAAAUCACAAUAUAAAAAACACAAUAUUAAGUAAUAAAAACCAAAAAACAACCCAAUAAUCCUACCACCACCACAGCAUUGGAUGUCAAUCAGCCAAAGGCCUGGAUGAAGAGGAAUGCUUUUUUGCCUGCCACCUAAAAGUGUGUAUUGAAACCACAGCUGAACCUCCCUGGGGAGAGCCUUCUACAAAUGGGGAGCCACUACAGAAAAGGCCAAUUUUCAUGUUGCCAUUCUCCAGAUCUCUUGUGAAGGUGGCACAUGAAGAAGAGACUCAGAGGGCCUUCUUGGUGGUGGUGCGCGCCCUGUGGAACACCCUCCCACCAGAUGUCAAGAAAAUAAACAACUUUCUGACUUUUAGACGACAUCUGAAGGCAGCCCUGUUUAGGGAAGCUGUUAAUGUUUGAAGUUUUGUUCUGUUUAAUAUUCCUGUGUGAGCCGCCCAGAGUGGCUGGGGAAACCCAGCCAGAUGGGCGGGGUAUAAAUAUAUUAUUGUUGUUGUUGUUGUUGUUGUUGUUGUUGUUGUUGUUGUUGCCAUUUUCUUUAAAAAAAUGUUUAGGAGUACUCUCAAUUUGACUCAAGAAAACCACCAUUUUAUAGUUCAAAUUGGGAAAAAUAAAUACAGUAAAUGGACAAAAGUACAAAGAUUCACAAAAUGUUUAGGGGUAUGCGUACCCUUGCGUACCCCUAGGGGGGAAAAGCACUAAUGAUGAUGAUGAUGAUGAUGAUGAUGUUUGCAGGCAGUCCUUGAGGUACUGAGCCAUUUAAGGCUUUAUAGGUCAAAACCAGUACUUUGAAUUGUGCCCAGAAAUUAAUUGGUAGCCGGUGCAAUCGGAUUAGGAUCAGUUUGAUAUUUUCAAACCAUCUUGCCCAGGUGAGCAAUCUGGCUGCUGAAUUUUGCUCUAGCUUCAGAGGCAGCCCUAGUAUAACACAUUGCAGUAAUCUUAAUAAAUAAAUAAAUACAAAUGUGAUGCCUGUUGUGGUCACACAAAACUUUGGUGCAUACUGAGGAGUGGUUCUUGAUUGCAUUGCACAUGUCUGGAACAAUGGUCUUUCGUUGCUAAACAUGUUCCCAUCUAGCACUAUUGCCAAUGAAAUGUGUGUAGCACAUGGAAUGAAAGCAGGUGUUUAAUUACCACUCUGAGCCUGCGGCUGCAGUUUCUGACAUUUUCUAACUCUGACUAAAAAGUGGCAUUUUUUCCCUUGUUUUGCAGCCCUAAUUGUACGCUUCCUCACCAAGAGAUUUAUUGGAGACUAUGAGGCCAAUACCGGUACGUCUAACCUUCUAACGCUACAUCAUUAAAACUAAUGUAUUUGUGUCUAACUGUCCUAGGGACAGAACGAAGGGUCAUGUGGUCAAAAUAUACAGGUCGUAUUGCUAUUCCUCUUAUGGUUGGAAAAUAAAGAUUUUAAUUUGCCAUGUGGCUUAGUUGUUGUUGUUGUUUGCAUAGGUCACCCAGCCAAAGGAUUUGGGGCUGCUCCGAGUUUGAAUACCUGGCUCCUUCGGUCCCUCACUCAAUGGGUUGAAUAGGCUAAUUGCUGGGUUCAUGUUCUUAUGUUUCUAAACCAGCCUUCCCCAACUUGGUACCCUUGAGAUCCUGCAAGCUACAGCUUCCAUCAAUCUCAGCCAGCAUGGCAACAGUCAACAAUGAUGGGAUUUUUGCACCAGGUUGGGGAAGACUGUUCCAGAGCUAGUCUUCUUUUCUUUUAGUGCUAUGGAUCACAGGCAAAAGAAAAUGCUAAAACGCUGUCUAAAAUGUGCAUAUUUUCAGUGAACUGCCCCUGGCUAUGAAAACAAUAAAUCAAAGCCCAAUUAUUUACAGCCCCGCUCCUUUUCUUAAGCUAAUACUCUAUUCACUUUAAUAGAAUAGGAUCAGAGGAAUGAGUCUGGCUGACACACUUCCUAUAAAGAAAAAGGAUCAAAAGAUUGUUGCUUCCAUCGACGGACAGAGGGCCAAGCAUUAUCCAGCUCUCCAUUUCCAACAAGCAGUGGAAAUGAACACUGUGUUUAAAAAAGCACCAACCUGAAAUACAGACUUUAUUUCUGUUUUUAGCGCUGUUCAAAAAGGGCAAGACUGAAAUAGAUGUAAGUGGGUUUGUCAGUUGACCAGCAAAAUGGCAGCUUAGCCUAUCCUUGUACAUUUAAUAACAUCAAGGUGACUCUGCCAACUGUCCCCCGCCCCAGAUUUUUAAAAAAGCAUUUGAUAUGUUAUGAGAUGGGGGGCAACACUAGAUCCCCUUAAAUGUGUUAUGACUUAGUAAAAGUGAGAAUUAAUCAAGGUUUGAUAAAACUUUGCUGAUCACAGAAACCCCCCUGGGUUUAGUUAUGCCCAUGAGCCAAGGCAGCUCAGCAGAGGCAGGGGACAAAGGCCAGUGAUGACCCAGCAAGGAAACAAAGACUAAACAGGAGCCGGCAAAAACUGCACAGAAUCCAGUAAAAAUAAUUGGCUGCUUCAGGCUGAAGGAAGGAGGGCCCAUGACAAAAUCAAAAGUUUUAAGUAACUUUACUGGACAUGGCAAAUUCCACAGCUGAAGUUUGUUGCAGCAAAAGGAGACUUGUGGUAUCCAAGAGAUUGACAGCUAUCUCCCAACUGAGGAUUAACUCUUUAUGGAUCUGAUGAGGUGGUUCCCUAGUCCAUGAAAGCUGUUUACCUUUAAGGUGCCACAAGACACUUUGGCUGAGGUCCUAUGACAGCUUUCCUGGACACCACAUAUUCCCUCACGCAAAAUGCAGUGGGUGGGUUCUAAAUCAACCUACGUAGGUUUGCAGCCUUUUGUUGUUUAGGUCCCACAAGACUCUUGGAGUGAUCAAAAGUCGAUUCUCCCUCCUGACUGAUUAAUGAGAAACUGGAAACUUCGCCCCUCUAGCUCUGUCCCUUUCAUCUGAUUAAAAUGCACUGCUGGGCUUUUCAUUCCUCACCUUUGCUCUUAAGGCUGUCAACGGGCUGAUCUUUUGCUCAUGUACUUGAUUUGUUGGUGCUUCUUUCUGUUUCUGUGUAACCAUGCACAGGAUUUGUGCUUCAAAUCUCUAUGUUUCCAAGAUUUGGCUGCUAGAGAAGCAUUGAUGGGAGCUGCAUGCUUUUUCCAUUAAGCAACCAUCCCUUCAGCAAUCCUUCAAGCAGAAGCAAAUAUGUUAUAGAUCGGAAACAGGUGGUCAUAUAUAACUGAGGCCAUGGAGAAAUACUUCUUCUCCCAUUGCUGGAGGGUAGGGCCAAAUAUGAUUAGUGUCUGGAAGUACCCAGACAUCUCCUUUUGAUGUGUUAUGGAAGUGGAAUAAUAUGCUGUCUGGACUUUGUUUCAUAAGCUACUUAUAAAAUGGUGUCAGCUCCAAGCCAGGUACAUUUCUCCUGCCUGUGUAUUCACUCUUCCAGUCAGGUCUGGUGCCAGCACUCAGCAUGGUGGGGCAAGUGCCACAGCCACGGGGAUCCCAGAAGCGCUGCCACAUUAGAGCAAAUGGGACACUGCAUCACCACCUCCAGGGCUUGAUUUCUCCAAACCCAUCUGCCUGCUUUCUUACUUAAAACCAGUUCAGGGGGAGGCUCUGGUCUGGUGAUGCAGUAAAACAGUGCCUGGAGUGUACCAUUUCAAUCUGCAAGUACAAAUCUGUGUGACUGAAUGCUUCCUCCCAUUGAAAAGAUGAGCGAUCAUGACGGCUAUGUACCACCACCAAUAUCAGAGUCAACACUACCAUCACUACCAGAAAAUAAUUUAUUCAUUCUAUUAUUAUUAUAUCCCGCCCUCCCCAGCCGAAGCCGGGCUCAGGGCGGCUAACAACAAUAAAAUAGUACAACAUUCUAAAAUAAUUUAAUUAUAAAAUUAAUUCAAAUCAAAUUGAUGGCAACCAUUGGGCUAGAGUUCUGUGAAGAUUGCCAAAGGAGGGAGUCAGGCUGUGCCCUGACCAAAGGCCUGGUGGAACAGCUCUGUCUUGCAGACCCUGCAGAAAGAUGUCAAGUCCCGCAGGGCCCUAGUCUCUUGUGACAGAGCGUUCCACCAGACCGGAGCCACAGCCGAAAUAUUAUUAUUAUUAUUAAAUUAAUUUAUCCCCCAGCCCUUCAACCAAGUUGCUCAAGAUCCUGCACAUGGUUCUUCUCAUUUACAACAGGUAUAGGGGACAUCUGUGGUUCUCCAGAUGUUGAUGGACUCCCAUCAGCCCUAGCUAGCUUGCUGAUGACCAGGGAUGGUGGAAGCUAAAGUGCAGCAACAUCUGGAGGGCCCCAGGUUCUCCAUACCUCUCUUACAACUAGCUGCAUGAGGUAAGGUUAGAGAUACUUGCAAUGCUGUUUAUGGGUGAGGAAGGAUUUGAACCCAGUUCUCUGGAAACAUAAUCCAAACACUGUUAACCACUACACCACCAGGACCAAUCAGUUAGAAGCAGAGCCACCACGCACCUGGCCUGGAAGUGGGGUCACUGCCAGUUACGAGGAGAGGUGUGGGGUAGCAGGGACAUUGCCACUCUUUGGCUGCAUCGGUGGAACCAGUUUGGUGCUCCCACUUGAUGCGCCCAUGCUGUGCUAACCUACACACCUCGUUGCUCCUUCCUCUCUUGGGAGGAGGUAACAGCUGUGCUGCUGUGAGGCUGGGUGCAUUCCAGGACCCCUUCUCACCAACCUGACCAUUCCUGCACUACACUAUACUGGGUCUUUUACCUAGAUUAGUAGAAGUACUGUACACACAUGCUUAGAUUUAUUUGCACAAACAAUGUUCUUUUAAUAUCAAAUCCAGAUGUUGGAAACUUGGCCAUGGGGAAUUUAUCUCACUGUAAAAUGCCUUGAUGAGCUCGAAACAAACGUCUUCCACAGAAGAGAAACACCUCCUUCCAUGAACCAAAUCCUACAGCCUUAUCCAACCUGGUGCCCCUCCAGACAUUUUGGAUUGCAACUCUCUGCACAACUGUACCAAACCUCUGGAGGGCACCAGGUUGGCAAAGGUCCAUAGAAGUUAUUCUCACUGGGCUAAGCUUCCCCAGUGCUUUGGUAAGUGCUAAAUGACUACCUGGUGGAAACAUGAGCUGCAACCUUUUACCAAGUGCGCCAGAAAAAAUAUCAGAUCAGAGUGGAAGCAUACUUGGAGAUGGAGAUAGACAUUUUGUGACUGAAGUUUUCAUCUCAAGUGAAUCCGAAAAUGUACUUCCUAAAGCAUAACUGUUCCAGAUUUUUAACUGGUGCUACUUCUGUGCCUUUAACAGCAGCCUGUCUCCACAGUAGGAAAUGUUACACCUGCUCAGGCUGCUGCUGAAAGCAAUGGCAUUGGGGCACUACAAAUAUGUAUUGGGGUGGGAAACCUGCAGCCCUCCAGCUGUUGGCUGGGCCCAACUCCUAUCAGUCUCAGUCACAAUGGCCAGUGGUCAGGGAUAAUGGGAGUUGUAGUCCAACCACACCUGGAGGGCUCCAGGUUAGCUACCCCCUGCGUGGGGGUAGGUGGGUGGGUGGGGGUGGGGGUGUUCCAGGAUGCAUACUUACAACCAUGUCAGCUUGUUGUAGUGAUAGUGAAGACAAGGCUGCCUUGCAGCCUAUCCUUUAGCAAAUCUGCAUUUUGCAUCCAUCACCACACUAAGAAUAGGGGGGGAAAUUAAAUAUGGGGAAGUAAUUUUUUCCCCUGACACUUCCCAAUAUAUGCCAAAAGCUGAAUUCUGCGUGCGGUGACAGGUUUCACACUGCCACCUUGCAACCCAAUGAUCAAGCAUAGGUUUUUAUGUCCCCUGAUGCAGUGGUUGACUGUCCCAACCCCUUCCCUUACCAGACCUGUCUUUGCAAUCCUUCUUCCCUAUUUAUAUCCAUGCAUGUGCUCUGAACAACUUGGGGCUCACUCUCACAUCUUUUAGUGCAAAAAGAAUUUAGCCCAGCUUAUGAACUUCUAAAUUCCCCCUCUGUACCAUGUCCAAAAAUGCAGGCACCAGCUCUCUCUGCCAAUAAGCAUUUGCAUAGCAUAAGGAGACACUCUUGGAGCAUGGCUGCCCCAGGUUUUUGCUUAGUUACCAGUUGGGUUGUGCAGGCUCUGAUGGGAAAUAUUCCAUGUAUCCAUCCGGUUGUCAUCUCUCUUUUUUGCCAGGUGCACUGUAUUCCAGGAAAUUCACCAUCGAUGGAGAGCAGCUCACUUUGCAAGUUCAGGAUACACCCUUCGUUUCACUGGAGGUAAAAUGGCUUUUUAAUGUUGAGAUGUUUAAAAAGAAGUCUUAAUGUAGAAGUAGCCAAUGUGAUGCUAUUCAGAUGUUGUUGAACUCCUCCUCCCAUCAACCCCAGCCAUCACAGCUAAUGGUCAGAGUGCUGGAGUUCAGCAACAUUGGUUGGCUUGGUGCCCCUGUUUUAAAUUUCCAUUCUUCUGCCAUGACUACCAGUCAGGGUACAGCAGCUAUGCCAAGGGUGGGAGCUCAAGUAGACAGCCACCACCCUUCCCUUAUGUUUCAUUUGGGAAGAAGUGACAUUGGAGGGUGCAAGACAAAUACCUCAGAGGGAAGGUGAAGAGAGCAUCCAGCUUUCCUCUGUCUCGCAAUGAGCCCAACGUAGCAUGCUUUUCUCUUUUGAGUCUCUCUGAUACACACACGUGAUGUGAAGCCAAAUGGCCUAGGCGUGGGGGGAUGAAGUUCCCUUUAAGUCACAACACACACAAUAACCCCCACAGGCAAUUUUAAGGAGUUAUGAAGGGCAAAAGGACAAGGAGGGGAGGUACAAUGGUGCCUUAAGGAAAUAAACAAAAUAUACUAGAAAGCUAACUAGGUCUAGGAGUUAUAGUGUGUAAUUAGACAAACUAGAGUAAUCCACAUUGCCUAGAGCAGGUGUGGGAAACUGUUGGCCCUCCAUAUGUUGCUUAAUUACAGCUCCCAUAAUCCCCAACCACUGACUAUGCUUGUUGAGGCUGAAUAGAAUUGUAGUUCACUAGUUCAGCAACAUUUGGGAGACCAAAGUUUCUGCACUCCUGGCCUAGAGCAAGGAUGGGAAAACUAUUGUCCUCCACAUGUUGUUGGACUGCAACUUCCAUCAGCCCUAGCAUGACCGAUGCUCAGGAAUGAUGGGAAUUGUAGUCCAACAACAUCUGGAGAGGCACAGGGUCCCCCAUCCCUGAUAUAGAGAGGCAACAGAAUUGUGGCUGGUAACUGAGGAACAGGAGACAACCUUCUGUCACCAGCUGGCUGUAGAAAGAUCAGACUUGGGUUGGAUACAGUACUUCUGAAGGUGGAAAGAAAGAAGCAUUGCUACUGCUCUUGUAGACACUCAACACACAAUGAUUUUUGUUCACAUUUCAAAAGCCUUCGCAACCUAUUUGAUCAGAGGUGUGUCUGUGUGGGGUGAGUGUAUGCACCAACCUCCCCAGCCUAGUACCCUUCAGACAUGGUUGAACAAAACUCCCAUCAUCUUAGUCAUCAGCCAUGGUGGUUGAGACUGAUGGGAGUUGGAGUCAGAAACAUCUGGAGGGUGCCAUAUUGGGUAAGGCUAGAAAGUCUUAAUUUGAUCUAGGACUUAAUUUGAUCCAGGGUUUAUCAUAGAUGGCUCAGAAGCAGGGCCAGUUUUCAGUAGCAGGGAUAAUAACUACAAAAUCACUGGGAUUAGUAUGAUGGGAAAGUGCCUCUGAGGAUCCACAGAGUGCAUUUUUCUUGGUAACGAAAAUUGAGAGCCAAGGAUUACGGACUUCUGGGCAAAUUUAAGCCUCAGGACUUUUCAUCUUUAUCAGCUAGAAACAGCACCUCCCGAUCAUACUACUUUCAACACUCUUAAAAAUGAGCUUUUAAAGGGGCCAAAGCUUUUAAAGUAGGAUAUUGGUUAUGUAAUAUUACAUGCAACCAGAUAACUGGGCCAUUUUGAGUGCAGACAUGACAGGGGAGAGGGAUUCUUAAGAACAGUUCCAUCACACAAUUUAAAAAAUAUAUAUUUGGAAAAGUUGGAGUUUGUCUCCAGCCCAAAUGCUAAGUAAUUUUGUUCUUCUUUGUACCCAGAUUAAUAGAGCUUUUAUUGGCAUGGAUGAGGGUGUCAUAAGCAGAGCAGUGGUAGUUGUGCUUUCAUAAUUUCGAGAAGUUCCAGAGAAUACUUCAGACAGGGCAUCGGUUUUGCCUAAUUCAUUAUUCUUUGAAAGAGAAAGCCAAAAGGAAAGAGAUAAUGUAGGUUGUUGGCUGAUGAAAUGCUGUCUGAAAACUGCAUGGUCAGUAACUAUUUGUGUCUCUGGUUGAAAUAAAUGAUUAAGAAGACAUUUCCUUUAAAGCAAAAAAUAGAAAACCCCCGCUGUCCUUUAUCUUUCAUUAGGCCACAUUCCAUUUCGAUUAUUGCACCAAUUUCAUUCUGGGCUGCUAUCAGAUAUAACAAAAGGGAAAUUUCCAGUUGCCUGUGGACAUCAUUUUGCUCUUUUCUGCUAAUCUUUUGAAAAUAUAUAUGUAUAUAUAUUCACAGGUGUAUGUUUGUUUGAAAAAUGAUCUCCUAAUGAGGAUCAUUUGCCAGUCAAAUAUAACAGAUUGCCACAGCUCACAUCCUUCUCUGUAGGGUGGACAGGGGACAAUAUACUGGGGGGUAGGGGGGAGUCAGUACAGUGGUACCUCAGGUUAAGUACUUAAUUCAUUCCGGAGGUCCGUACUUAACCUGAAACUGUUCUUAACCUGAAGCACCACUUUAGCUAAUGGGGCCUCCUGCUGCUGCCGCGCCACUGGAGCACAAUUUCUGUUCUCAUCCUGAAGCAAAGUUCUUAACCCGAGGUAAUAUUUCUGGGUUAGUGGAGUCUGUAACCUGAAGCGUAUGUAACCUGAAGUGCCACUGUAUAUGAAAGAAGGCAUUGAGUCCAGCAGGUCAGAAAUCCCCAAAGGGGAAGACUCCUCCUCCAAAUGAUGAUACUGGGCCCUAAGAAUAAUUUACUACUGGGACAAAGAAACUACACUGGUUGCCAGUUCAUUACCAGACUACUUCUCUUGUUGCAGAUGGACGGUUAUCGGGGAGGCUGGUUUAGUUUGAGCUUCUGAUUCUCCCUGGCACCAUUGUUCCUUCCCAACCAGAGUCUUCUUUUUUCUUCUUGGUUUUGUUGACAGGACGAGAGUGACACUAUCUGCUGCCAGGAACAAAUAAACCGGUCCAUCUACUGGGCAGAUGGUUUUGUGCUUGUCUAUUCCAUCACGGACCAUAACAGCUACCGCACCAUCCGCCCCUUGCACCAGCAUAUCCGGAAGAUCCACCCCAGUGCCAACAUCCCUCUGCUGAUCAUGGCCAAUAAAGGAGACCUGCUGCGAGCCAGGCAGGUGUCUGUGAAAGAAGGCCUCCAGCUGGCAAACGAGCUGGGCUGCACUAACUACGAGUUGUCUGCGCGGGAGAACUUUGAGGAGGUUCACGAUGCCUUUAAGCAGCUUUGCCAAGAGAUGAGCAGGAUGAUUGGGAGCUGCAAUGGCGAGAAACGCAGAGGGCUCCAUCUUGUUCGGCCCAAGUCCCCCAACAUGCAGGAUCUGAAAAGGCGGCUGAAGCAGGCCUUGUCUUCCAAGGGGAGAACGGCCACGACACUCUGAUGUAUCUCAGAGUAGCAAGCCUGGCCUGGGCCUUAAGAGGAGAGAUAAGACAAUGGGAUAUUUAUAUCUAUUUAUGGCAUUCUUUUGCCAGCAUUUUUUGUACGAAAGAAUCCCUUCAUGACAAGGUGAUGGCAAGCUUUCAGAGCUGUGCCUUUUGUGUCAAAAUUGUCACCGAGACUAAUGGCAUCUUAAAGACAGGUUCUUCAUCCAUGCAGUGAGCUUAGCUUCCUAACUGACAUGACAUGUGGCCGUACCAGCCAAUCAUCCUUGCUCUUCCCCCAUGUUUCAGGCAGGCAGUCUAUCUUUACUCCCUCAUUUUUCAGUGCCACAUGCAUGUUUAUUCAAUCAAAUAACACCUGCCCACGUAUUAAGCAGAGUUGCAAAACUGAUGCAGAGAUGGGAGGGGUGGUUGUUGACUGCAGUGGCACCAGCCAACACACACCCUUCACCAUACUGAAAACCUGCACAACUAGGUUUUUAAGAGCUUACCUUAGAAGAGAAAAGUACCAAAACUUCAUCUCACCCCUACUGCACUGGCACAUUUGAGAAAAAUAGCUCUCAUUUUAUCUAGGACAGUACUGAAGAUUGGACUGAAUGACUCGCUUAGCAUAUGAUCAGGGUUCAGCAAACUUUUUCAGCAGGGGGCCGGUCCACUGUCCCUCAGACCUUGUGGGGGGGCGGACUAUUUUGGGGGGGGGAAUGAACAGAUUUGUAUGCCCCACAAAUAACCCAAAGAUGCAUUUUCAAUAAAAGGACACAUUCUACUCAUGUAAAAACGCGCUGAUUCCCGGACUGUCCGCGUGCCGGAUUUAGAAGGCGAAUGGGCCAAAUCUGGCCCCCGGGCCUUAGGUUGCCUACCUAUGAAUAUGAUGAACCAGAACUUGGCAGUGCCCAAUAGGCCUAUUCCAACUCAUAGUUAAUGGUGCUUAAGUGCAUAACGCCACUAUAAAAUAGUUAAGACAAUGUGUGCUUAGUUCUGUAUAAGAUUCUGGGCAUUUUGCGUACGCUGGGAUGCGGGUGGUGCUGGGACGCGGGUGGCGCUGUGGGUAAAGCCUCAGCACCUAGGACUUGCCGAUCGCAUGGUCGGCGGUUCGAAUCCCCGCGGCGGGGUGCGCUCCCGUCGUUCAGUCCCAGAGCCUGCCAACCUAGCAGUUCGAAAGCACCCCCGGGUGUAAGUAGAUAAAUAGGGACUGCUAACCAGCGGGAAGGUAAACAGCGUUUCCGUGUGCUGCGCUGGCUCGCCAGAUGCGGCUUUGUCACGCUGGCCACGUGACCCGGAAGUGUCUGCGGACAGCGCUGGCUCCCGGCCUAUAGAGUGAGAUGAGCGCACAACCCUAGAGUCUGUCAAGACUGGCCCGUACGGGCAGGGGUACCUUUACCUUUUUAAGGCCAAUUUAAAGGAACAUUUGCCUUGUCCCAACUGCAAUUGCCAUAUCACCACCAUCCCACCAUCUACCUGAAGUAGCUACAAAAGGUUUAUUAAAUGGAUGGAACUAUAUGUUUGAUUUUCACAGUGAUGGUGAUCAGGCUGCAAGUAUACACAACCCAGUUUGCUGGCCUAAUUCAGCCUUCUCCAACCUGGUGCCCUCUAGUUUUUGGUUACAACUCCCAUCAAUCCCAGCCAGCAUGGUGGCCUUGACUGAUAGGACUAUAUCUAGAGGGCACAAAAUUGAGGGAGGCUAAUCCAUACUGGACUCAUCACUCUUUUUUUUACCAUGCAGAGCUGGGCUGAAAUUUUCAGCUGGGGUGAAUUUAGAAUAAAAUGAAGAGCUGUGCUCAGCUUUCUCCCUCUCCCAGAGAAAGAGGGCCAAUUUGCUUAACAUUCUCUGUCAUUCCUGCCAUUUGUAGGAUACAAAAAUGGGCCCCAGAUUGCCAACACAGGAGUUCUGUUGUUGCUACUUGUGUUAGCAGCAGCAAAACCAAAACACUUAUAAAAAAGAGUCCUCAAUCGUGCCACUGCUAAUGAUGAGGUCUUAUCCCCCAGUGCCUCUGAAACUGUUGGGGAAUUUUCCACCUCACUUCUAAUAAUAUUUAGAGAGAUAUCCCACUUACCCUAUUUGCCACCUCAAAAGGUGAAGAAUUUUGGGAAGCCAGCUUUGUUCAGUACUCAUGUUAUCUCACCAGCCCACUACAACCCCAAAGGCUUGUUCCUGGUUUGUUACCACCAACAUGCCAUGGAUGUAUAUAUGUGAAAUGAAGGGGUUUUUUUUGGGGGGGGGGUUGCCUCAACAUGCAUCACUUUACACUUGUUUAUAUUGAAUUUCACUUGCCAUUUUGCAGCCCAGUCACCAGUUUAGAGAGAUCCUUCUGAAGCUCUUUGCAAUCUCUUUUUGGUUUAACGACCCUGAACAAUUUAGUAUCAUCAGCAAACCUGGCAAUCUCACUGCCCACUCCUAACAUUAGGGUGUUUAUGAAGAAGCUAGUUUGCUUUCAGUGGAAGGUAUUUUUUUGAUACAAUAUAACUGGGUCAAACUGGACAUUAUGUGUUUGAAUCUUGUUCUUCUGUUUCCUCAAAUCCAGCUGCUCCUUGCUCAGUGCUUGGGCCCCUAAUUCAGUUAAGUUUGUAGAGACCGGGAAUUUUAUCCUAAACACACUUACUGCAUGGAGCCUGCAUCAACAAGACUCACAGAUUAUUCUCCCGGGAAAAGGACAGAAAAAAAGUUUAAAGUUGCUUCAUCCCCUCAACUGGACUCAUGGUCUUGGCGCUAUUUUGGCACAUGCCCAAUAAAGCUUAUGUUUUAUAUCUCUCA
Podarcis lilfordi (Lilford's wall lizard) is the source of this 16540-nucleotide messenger RNA. Lineage: Eukaryota; Metazoa; Chordata; Lepidosauria; Squamata; Lacertidae. The record is from the annotation of a GenBank genome assembly.